GAGGAAUCCAUUUAAAGAAAUUUAAGAUGGAUCCAUUGGGUUGCACUCGCAAUUGACCUUCUUGUAACAGAAACACAUUGUCAGGCAUUGAAGUGAACAGAACAGUCAAGUCUCAGCACGAUGACAUCCAAAUGUUCCUAUGUUUGCCAGCUGAUUAGAGGCAUCGAUCGAAACUGAAAGCGUUCUGUUCGUAUUUUGUAUUUAUCACUUCCGUUUGAUUCGGAAAUAAUUCAUCAGCUCCCUCCCUUUAUGGGACUCACAUGAUGCAGGAAUGAAUGAACAAAGAGCGAGGGAAAUUUCGGCCGGGGAACGCGUGAAAGGGAAAUUCUGUUUUCCCUGAGAAGGGAGUGAACGCCGGCGACCGGCUCCGAGCUAGAUUUGGCCAGCAGUCACAAUGUGACAGUGGUGCAGAGUAGUAGCCACCUCCCGCCAUGGGGAAUGGCAUGAACAAGUGAAACAUUCACCCACAUCUACUCACCGACAACACAGUUGAACUUUCGUUCGCAAUGAAAUUGAGCGCUAUCAAAGUUAUGAGGAAGGAAUUUAAAUACUGGUCUCCGUCAUUGGUGCUUCCCGGGCUCUACGUGGGAAACUACCGAGACUCGAAAGAUGCCAGCCAGCUGGACAGACACAAUAUUACGCACAUUGUUGCCAUUCACGACGCUGCCAGAAAACUUCAUUCGGAUAAACACUAUUUGUGUGUGAUGGCGUCAGAUACUCCCGAUCAAAACUUGACGCAAUACUUUCCUCUGUGCAACGACUUUAUUCAUGCCGCCCGUCUAAGAGGAGGAAACGUCCUUAUACACUGUUUGGCGGGAAUGUCGCGUAGCGUAACAGUGGCGGUGGCGUACAUAAUGAGCGUGACGUCACUCAACUGGAAGGAGGCGCUGAAAGUGGUACGCGUGGGACGAAGUGUUGCCAACCCCAACUUCGGAUUCCAACGCCAACUACAGGAAUUCGAAGUCAGUCGGCUCAUGGAGGAGCGUAGAAGACUGAAGGAGAGGUUUCCGUCGCUGGCUUUGCUGGCCAAUGAUGAGGAGCAAUGCCAGGUGCUGCUGAGCUCCUAUCAGGGCCUCCUCCUCUCCAAGGACAUCUGUGAGGGCAAGUGUGCUAUGGGGGAGGUCUGUCCGGCCGGCCUCUGUCGAUCGCCCAGCAAACGCGUUUCGAGAAGGAAAUCGUCAUCAACGCCGCCUCAAUCACCACGACUGUUGCCUCCGACACCAGGCACCGGGGGCGGUAGCCAAUCGAGAUCCACCACCAACCUGUCGUCUCUGGAAGGCGGCGGACUUGGAGGCAGCGGAGGCCGUAGAGCGCGCAGCGGCCCAGCGGGUCUGGGCUCGAUGGCGGGGGGCGGUUCUCUGCCGCCUUCGCGGUCUGCGUCACGACACGACAUCGACACGAUCGGGAUGCAGCUGCGACAGUCGACAAUCGACACGAUUCGGACGACAGCACGACACGACAUCGACUCGAUCCGGUCGACAGCGCGGCACGACAUGGACUGUAUUCAGCCGGGACCGAGUCCCAGUUCGCGCGGCCAUUUGCAUCGCGUCAUCUCGGCCCCGCCCUCUCCCCUCGCCUCGCCCCACCAUUGGCCCCGCCGCAUACCCGAGUCCUGAACUCUGUGCGCUCAUCAUAAAACGGUGCUCAAAUACUAUCAAGUAACUGUUCAAAAUUCAGUUGUAACUUUCUACCUUUCACUCAUUUUACACGGGUUUCAUCAAGAAAACUGUGCUCAAAACUCUUUUCAGACACUGUUCAAAAUUCAGUUGUAACAUUUCACUUUUCACUGAUGCCGGGUUUCAUCAUGAAAACUGUGCUCAAAUAUAUCAUUUGUCACUGUUCUAAAUUAAAUGUUGGUUUGAAAUCUAUCUUUUUAUGAUGCCGGGUUUUUCAUCGAGAAAACUGUGCUCAAAUAUAUUCUGUCCCUGUUCAAAAUUCAGAUGUAGGUUUAAAAUCUAUCUAUCAAUGAUGCCGUGUUUCAUCGAGAAAACUGUGGUCUGUUAAGUAACUGUUCAAUAUUCUGUUGUAACCUUUUACCUUUCACUGAUUUUCCACUUUUUUCAUCGAGAAAGCUGCUCUCAAAUAUAUUGUGUGACACUGUUCGAAAUUCAGAUGUUGGUUUGAAAUCUAUCUUUUACUUUUCACCCACGUGUUUCACCUGUGUGACACUUUUGAAAAUUUAGUUUUUGUUCCAUAAAGAGGCGUUUACAUUAGGCAGGUUUACUUGAAUUCAAGUUCUGUAUAAAAUGAAUUUAUUUUGCAAAAUUGCAGUUGUUUUAUAGAAAUAUUCUGUAUAAUUAUGAAAAUAUUUUCAGAACUUAUUUCAUGAAUGAAGGUUAUAAUCACUUUGAAACAAAGUUUAUAAUCAUAAUAUUAUCUUGCAAAGAAUUUAUAAUAUAUCUUGCAGGUGAGUCAAAUUUGUUAAUAAGGUGAAUAAUUUAUUUACUCAUUUCUCUACGGAUUCAAGUGAUGAAUAUCUCAAAAAUAAAAAAAUAACAGAAGAACUGCCGAGGCAGAUGUUUUGACUUGAUAACAUAACUCGUUACUCUUUUGUCGAUGCUUCAUCUCAAAUACCACAAAUUUGAUAAUCCAAUGCAUCAUUUUCAAACAGGAAUACCACAACUGAAUUUUGAACAUGAAUAUAAGUGAAAAUUUACUAUCACAAAUACGUGUAUAAGACAGUGGCUGUAGUUUCUUCUUCCUUAAGUGUGCGUCGACAAUUAUUAUCACAAGUUGUAGAAUAAUUCGUCAGCCUCUGUCUUAUCGUCAUUUAUAUAGCUUAAUAGUCCAUAAUCAUAAGUCAUUGUUGAGAAACAAUCCUUAGAAGCAAUAACUAACUGGUAUGUUGGUAGGUGAUUGAUGAAAUAACAUACAGCCCAUUUUCGAGUGAUUUAUGCUGGGUUGUAAACCUGUUUUGCUAAUAGGAAGCGUAAUAAAUUCCUGCUUAUGAGAUAGUAAAGACUGUGGUUACAUAAUAGAAUGUAAUAAUAAUAAAUUGUCAAUUUCUCGUUUAUCAGUUCUAUUGUUUUUUUUUUUUUAAUCUCAAAUUUUGAUUAAUUUUUGUGUGGACUAAUAAAAAUAAAAAAGGUGAAUUUGAUUGACACUGGAUUGCAAAAUAAAUUGAAAAUUCAAUGAAAAUAGUUAGAAAUUGUUGAAAAAAUUGCAAUGGAGAUGGAAUUGCUCUACUUAAUAAUUGUGCUGUAGGAAAAUAAUACAAUCCAUUUUCAAUAUAAUAUACUUGAUACUCAAUACAAUAUUACUUUCUCAAAUUACGACAACUUAUUACUUUCAACAAAUUACUUUCUUAUACUCAAAUUACGACAUAGCUUUCUGAUUUUUAUUAUACUAUUGUGUGUGCUGCAAAAGGACAUGGCUUCACAAAUGUGAGUAGAAGCUAAUCGCUUUUAAUAAUAGAAAACGGACUGCUAUGUCGUAAUUUAAGAAUUGAAUUAAAAAAAUUAAUUGAAUUAAUUGAUCAUUAACAAUCAGUUCGUGAUUGAAAGUGAUAUUGAAGAGUAUUAGUACAAUAUACUAAUGAAUUGCAAAUUUGUCAAGUUGAAUCUUAUGUAGGCCUUUGAAUUGAUUGAAUUCAUACUUACAGGCCAAUAAAUUUUGAAAAAGAAUAGAAUAAAACCUCUGUUCACAAACAAAAAAUAAGGUUUGAGUUAGGGUUUCACAAUUUCAAUAAAUAAAAUUGUAUGAGAUAUUUUACAUUCCCCCCUCUUAACAGCACAGUAAGUAAUGUCAACUAUAAUUACUAAAUAAAAAUUAAUUGGAAUUAUGAUAUGGUAAUUCAUGAUUCGUGAAUUAAAUAACCAUGGAUGAGGUUUUUCGAAUUCAUGGGAAACUGAUAAUUUUUGCCGAAGUGCUUUAGAGCUAAGAAAAGGUUUGUUGAUGGCCGUUAUUGGCACAGAUAACCUGAUAUUUAUUGUGUGGGAAUUAUUGAAAAUGAUUAGUGACAAUAAUAUAAUGAUUAUUCUAUUGCCUAGAAUGAGGGAAACUGAGUGUACUGUCCUUGAAACAGCUUAAAUGCCGGUGGCACAACAGCCAGCUAAAUUUUAAUAAUGAUUAAUUUCAUGAGAACCAAUUUAAAUCCUUCUUUUCGAUGAAGCCUUCUCUGAUUGGUCCUCGUGGAAUUAAUCACGAUUAAAACUUAACCGGGUUCUGUGCAACUGGGCCUAGAAGAAAUAAGUUAUCCAGGCUGCUGGGAAAUUCACUGUGAUAAGGUUGACGAAUGUUGAAGUGUUGUUGAGUACUGUAAAAAAUAGAGAAGGAAGGAAGUAAGUGUUGAGUGAAACGUUGGAGAAGAUAAGAGAUGUUUUACAAAUGUUUGCAGUUACAGUAUUUUUUGAUUGGCAAUAAACUAUUUUUAUAAAUAACACCAAACUGUUCUCUUUUUGUAGUUGGUUGACGCGCCGCAGUCUUUAUAGGCUUAUUGAUACCGUUAGUGCAGUUUAGCGUUAUUGGAAUACUGGAAAACCUUGAUGUUGUAUGUUCCCUAUUGGAAUAAUUUAGAAGAUGUAAUCGAAUUGUGAGUGGUAAUGUUAUUGUUAAAUUGUUGUUGUAAGAGUUGUAUUUUUAUAACGUUGAUUAUCAGAAGAAAACUGUUGGAUCAACUGUAUCUUUACUCCAAAAUAUUAACAACUUCUGAAAUUUCAUUGCUUGUUUUGCUGCUAGUCAUAAUUUUAAACCUCCAAUUAGUUUUAGUUGAGUACAUUGAGUUUAUAAAAAUUACGUGUGAAUCCUCGAAUAGAGACUAGUCUAGUCGAUUAUUUGUCAUUCUGUUUUGAUAGGGAUAUCAAAUUAACAACAGACAAAUAAUUGGCAAUCUUUAUUCUAUACUCUAGGAUUUCCAGAUAAUAAUGUGAUCUUGAAACGUGAUUUUUUACAACUAUUUUCAAAAUAUUCUGUGCUUUUAUAAUCUAAUCUUUAAAUGUUUUGUACCUAUCUAAUUAUAUUAUAAUUCUAUAUUAGAGGAUACUUUUAUUACAUUGCUUUUAGAUUUUAUUUCAAAUACUCAAUCAUUUAACAUCAUUUCACAUAUCACAGCAUUGCUAGAGCUACAUGGUGAUCGAACUUGCGUGAUAUAAAAUAUCUUAUUAAUUUUGUAAUGAAUAUUAUCAAUAAUUUUCUAAAGUAGCAGCUUAUUGAAAUAACUCUAUUAAGGGAACGCGACAGUUCAACUAUCAUAAUUGUCAUUUGAAGUCAUAUUAUCUAGAUUAGGCGCAAUUACU
Molecule: messenger RNA, 5234 nt
Organism: Nilaparvata lugens (brown planthopper)
Lineage: Eukaryota; Metazoa; Arthropoda; Insecta; Hemiptera; Delphacidae
Product: dual specificity protein phosphatase 15
Exons: 7
Coding region: 507-1616 (369 amino acids)
Biological process (GO): protein dephosphorylation
Cellular component (GO): cytosol
Molecular function (GO): protein tyrosine/serine/threonine phosphatase activity
Source: RefSeq, a predicted model, not a curated record